AUGAGUGAGGUUCCCGAAGUGGUAGUGGAACAUUGCAAUGGUGUGGAGACUGAAGCUGAGGCCACGGAAGAGGCGAACCAGAAUGGAGACGACGGAUUGGCCAUUGAUCCCAAACUGGGCUGCCGUGUUCAUUUCCCGAGUGACGUCAUAAGAGAAACUGAGUGUAAGGUGGACUUGGACCUAACUGGUGAUGGUGCGGCGUCAUGUGUGGUGAUCAUCAUGCGGGCGCCGCUGCCGGCUAACAGCUCGCCUUGUACGCUACCUACUCCACGUGUUUUGGAAUUCGAAAUAGACAAAAGGUGGGUAGAUGAAUAA
This is a messenger RNA of Spodoptera littoralis (African cotton leafworm), 315 nucleotides long. The record is from the annotation of a GenBank genome assembly. NCBI's taxonomy places the organism in Eukaryota, Metazoa, Arthropoda, Insecta, Lepidoptera, Noctuidae.